ACAUUCUGGACAGAUGGGAUUUUGGUGUUAAGUCAGUGGAUGCUGCAGCUCAUCAUUUCUUCGUUGUUUUAUAGGCAGGMAUAUGUUUCUCCAAAGUUAGCUUCUUGAGAGGGAGGUGCAAGAUGGAAUCUCGACCUUUUUUCGUUUUUUUUCUCUAGGCAGAAAUAUGAAACCUGGUUCAUUUCUGGCAUGUUUGUUCCCGAGCUCCCAGUUCUUAACAUUGCACGUCUCCAUUUAGCUAUUUUAACCAAAAUUAUUUUGACAAUUUUCACAGGAAACUUGUAUUUUUGUGAAUUAUCCACAUAUAUUCUAACACAUUGAAACAUUUUAGAUUUGUUACUCAAAUACUCCACGAUUGUUUUAUCUUGCGAAUAUGACAGGAUGAUAUCGGAGAGUAAAAUCUCUGAACAAAUUAUUUCCUACGUUUUCAAAGGAGAACAAAGUGCUGCAAGUUUUGGUAUGGUAUAUUCGCCUUCACCGCCCAUCCAAUAUUUGUCAGAGGCAAACGGUCUGUAUUGUUUGGAAACUGAGAGCAACGGUUUUCUAUGGCGCAGCCUUGGCCGUUUUUUGUCGGUUAUGUAUCUCUGCCUAGAUAAGUAAUUUCAAGACUUUGUGGAUGUGAGACAGCAUUGACUUAGUUCCAUUGAGUUUUUKGAGUAUUUUGCGUUUUUGGCGGGGGAAAGAUGGCGAGGUUUUGGGGAAAAGUGUCCCUACUUUUCCUUGGAUUUUUGAUGUUUACUUUAGCAUCUGUAAAUGCUGAACCAGAGCAAGAAGUAGAAGAAGAAGGGGAGGAAAGUACAUGUCAGGGGGCUUUUGACUUGUAUUUUGUGCUUGACAAAUCUGGCAGUGUCAAACACCACUGGAUAGAAAUCUACUCCUUUGUGGAGCAUCUAGCUGAAAAGUUUAUCAGCCCAAUGUUGAGAAUGUCCUUCAUUGUCUUCUCAUCCAGAGGAACCACUCUCAUGAAACUGACAGAAAACAGGGUGGAGAUAAGAAAAGGAUUGAAUGUGCUGAGAAAAGAGAUACCUGGUGGAGACACCUUUAUGCACCUGGGCUUGGAAAGGGCGAAUGAGCAGAUACACCAUGAAAACUUUGGGACAGCAAGUGUUAUCAUUGCCUUGACUGAUGGGGAGCUGAACGAACACCAACUCGUCACUGCACAACAGGAGGCAGAGAGAAGCCGGUCUCUAGGAGCUAUGGUGUACUGUGUUGGAGUAAAGGACUUUAACGAGACACAGCUGGCCACCAUAGCAGACACCAUCGAGCAUGUGUUUCCUGUGAUGGGCGGAUUCGUAGCCCUGCGAGGAGUGAUCGACUCGAUCAUCAAGAAGUCCUGUAUUGAGAUCCUAGCUGCAGAGCCCUCCAGUGUUUGUGCAGGAGAGAGCUUCCAGGUAGUGGUGAGAGGAAACGGUUUCCUUCACGCCAGGAACAUAGAGCAGGUUUUGUGCAGCUUUAGACUCAAUGACACCCUCACCAUUAACAAGAAGCCUGUGGAAAUCGAAGACACGUUCCUGCUGUGUACGGCUCCAGUCAUGGAUGAAGUUGGGCAGGUUGUUUAUCUACAAGUGAGCAUGAAUGAAGGCCUGUCGUUCAUCACUAGCUCUGUACACAUCACCACCACAGAGUGUUUUGAUGGCACCAUCCUUCUCAUCACCCUCCUGGUUCUGUUCCUGUUAAUGGCCGUGCUGUUCAUGUGGUGGUUCUGGCCCCUCUGCUGCACUGUGGUGAUCAAGGAGCCGCCACCGCCACCYCCUCCAGAGCCAGAAUCAGAUGAUGAAGAUGGCAUGCCCAAGAAGAAGUGGCCCACCGUGGAUGCAUCCUACUAUGGAGGAAGAGGAGUCGGAGGAAUCAAAAGAAUGGAGGURCGCUGGGGAGGGAAGGGUUCAACGGAGGAGGGGGCUAAACUGGAGAUGCCCAAGAACGCUGUGGUGAAAAUGCCCGAGCAGGAGUUUGAGCCUUACGAGCCCAAGCCCAAGAAGGCCCACAACAGGAAGCCAGCCGCGGACAGGAAGUGGUACACUCCCAUACAGGGUAAACUGGACGCCAUUUGGGCCCUGUUUCGCCGCGGUUACGACCAGGUCUCUCUCAUGAGGCCUCAGCCAGGAGAACAUGUGAGUACUAAAGCCUUAAAACACCCUGGGAGCCCAGCCUUAGUCCAAUCCCUCAUCAGACAGUCCAAUCCCCCAAAAACGCCCCUGCAGUGGCCGACACCUCACCAGUGCCAAGAUUCAUGACAAGGCAGAGCCCAACACCUGCUUCAAAUCAGCCAUAAAAGGGAAAUAAACCAGGACUGUGGACACACUCCAGGAAGUUCCUCUUAAGGUUUUAAAAUCUCUACAUUCACAUGUUUUAACUUUGCAAUGCUGACCCUUUGUAUCAAAACGGAGGUUGGAGUUUGGCUUGGAGUUGGUUUUUGCUCU
Messenger RNA from Salvelinus sp. IW2-2015, 2420 nucleotides. RefSeq names its product ANTXR cell adhesion molecule 1c (gene antxr1c). Gene Ontology annotation, molecular function: transmembrane signaling receptor activity. Gene Ontology annotation, cellular component: plasma membrane; cell surface. The record is from RefSeq and is a predicted model, not a curated record. NCBI's taxonomy places the organism in Eukaryota, Metazoa, Chordata, Actinopteri, Salmoniformes, Salmonidae.